Aplysia californica (California sea hare) is the source of this 1579-nucleotide messenger RNA. RefSeq names its product ras suppressor protein 1. NCBI's taxonomy places the organism in Eukaryota, Metazoa, Mollusca, Gastropoda, Aplysiida, Aplysiidae. Gene Ontology annotation, molecular function: protein binding. The record is from RefSeq and is a predicted model, not a curated record.
UUUUAGACUAUGACAUCUCUGAAUCUUUUCAGUCCGAGAUUUGAAAAAUUGUGAAUUUGCAAAUUCUAUGUAAUUCAUUUUACAAGCAACGAAGAUGCCUACCAGUGCCGCUCUCCAACCAUCCGCUGCUUUUUCUCUAGAUGUAGGUGACUUGAGAUACUGUAAGGACAUUAUAUUCGUGGAAUCAAUGAAUGGGAUCUUUGAAAUUCGUGUUUAUAUAAUUUCAGUACACUGAAAUAAAGAUACUUUGUUCUCUUCUUUUUUCAGACCCACUUUGAAACCAAUAUGAUGGCAUCAUGUCGCAGUCAGCUUUAGGAUUGUGUCCUCAUCGGUUCUGUUGAAUCUUACACUGAGUGAACAUUGUCACUCGCAGUAGACUUCGUGUUUCAAAAUAAAGGGGGUGUAUGUGAAUCACCAUGUUUUGCUCAGAUUGAAAUUAUGUAGGCCCAACUUAUCAGCAUUAGCAAGUGUUUCGAAUGACGUUCAUCUGAGAUUUAAGAAAAAAAUAUUUUAAAAUACAGUCUACGAUCAUUGAUCAUUUUUCGAAAAAUAAACUUCAAAAUGAUGAAUCCACUGUCACUAAAGAGUAUUCGCAUGCGGAUAGAGACCGAGGACCCGUUGUAUUUUGGUCAGAAAAAGCUGAAGAUGCAAGGGCGGGACUUGCUUCACCUUCCUAAAGCCGUGUUCAAGCUAAUGGAAUUGGAGGUCCUCGAUCUGAGUCCGGAGCGAGAGGCAUGUUUAGACUACAAGUUGACAGUACUUCCGGCAGAUAUUGGGAAGCUCCUCAAUCUAACCACGUUGAUCCUAGACACUAACGAGCUUCUGGAGAUGCUGCCAAAGAAGAUCAACAAAUUGAAGAAGCUGGAGACACUGCUGUUAUUCAUAAACCAACUGACCAAACUGCCGGACACUAUUGUCCAGCUGACGGAACUGCGCUGCCUGUGGCUGGGGAACAACCGGUAUACGUCGUCUGCACUGGAUGGAAACCCUCUCGUCAGCCCACCAAUAGAAACAUGUCGGAUGGGACCAGAAGCUAUAGAGAGAUUUCAAGGGGUUGGGCCCAACAUCGACGCAGAGAAGGAAGCAGAAGAGGACGGCAAACGGAGGGGGCGCAGCAGGGCGCCUUCAGACGCUAGCUGGAGAAGUAGAAAUUCGUCCAAUGCCGCUCCUGCAUAAGGGCGACGGAGUCAGAUGCCUGUAAAUAACAGUAGGACUCCAACUCAAGUGAUCAAUCAGAUCUUGACAAAAAAAAGAACAUGAGGAUCAUGUUACAUGUAAAUUGUUGUAGAAUUACGCAGUGUUUGCACUUACUCUGUACAAUUUCCUAUGCAUAUGCAUGUAUCAAAAUGGAAAGGGCGCAAACUAUGUCUAAAAUGAUGUCAUAGGAAUACCGAGAAAACAUCAAUUAAACAAAAAAUACCAUUUGUCAUUUUUCUGCAUUUUUUCUGUUUUGACCAAGGUGUGUCAGAAAAGAACUAUUUAAUGAAAGCCCAUGGUCGCAAUGUGUACCUCAGUUUUAUAAUAGGCCAACUAGAUGACGCCUAGAAAACAAAUAAAUCGGACACUGACACAACACGGG